UUACUGGAAUGUGUGCCAUAAAGUACUAAAGGAGGCUUGACCUGGUUGAAGAAGUGCCAUCUUAGUGCUUACAGAGUCGUUCUGCAAUUGCGACAGGAGAGAUUGCUGCCUCGCAAAUUACAGGCCAUGUCGGUCAAGGGUCGAAAGGUCGUGUAAGGACCGGGUGUAAAUACAGACUGCAGCACUACAAAAAGUAUCAAGUUGCGAUUCACUCAAACCCGGGUUGGUAUCCGCGAUAUUCACGACGUCUACCUAACAUCCUUCGUGGGCCUUCAGUACAGUGUUGUUUGUCCAGAAACAGGUAUACACGCAGCAGAUUUACAAAGCCUCGUCAGGUCUCGCUCCGUCCAUCACGGCAUUUCUGUAUUAGCAAGCACCAGACAUUUUGAAGCAGACUCGCAGUUUUCGAGUGCCGGUAUCAGCAAUGAGCAACAAGAAACCAACGUUCGUCCUCAUUCACGGAGCAUGGCACCAACCAGCACACUGGGACCCACUGAUCACAUCGCUCAAUGCCCACGGAUAUAAGACCAUCGCGCCUGCGCUGCCAUCAGUCGCGAACGUGCAGACCGCUCCGUGCAAAGAUAUAAACGAAGACACCAACACCGUCCGCAAGAGCAUACUAGCUGAGCUGAACAGUGGGGCGAACGUCAUCGUCGUGCCGCACAGCUACGGCGGUAUCCCCACGACAUCUGCGCUCAGGGGCCUCGACUCUGCUUCACGUACGGCGCAGGAUCGUCAAACCAGCGUGAUCGCCAUCACGGCAUUGACAUCGUUCAUUCUGCCCGAGGGCAUGAACAUACCUGAAGCAGAUCAGAAACCGAUGCCGAGUGGUUUACCCGAAAUCAUGGACCAUCCUCCGCCUGAGUUGUUCUACAAUGAUCUGGGCGAGGAAGACAGGAAAAAGUGGGCAGCGUUGUUGAGGCCGAUGAGCUCGGGGGCGUUGUUCGGGCGCUCGACGUUCUCGGCACACGAGGUGAUUCCGGUGCACUAUUUGUUGGCGGAUGAGGAUAGGGCGGUGAAAUUGGCCACGCAGGAAAGGAUGGUGAAUAUUUUGAAGGCGGGAUUGGUGGAGGGUCAGGUUAGGACUGAGAUGCUCAGGGGCUGUGGGCAUAGUCCGUUUUUGAGUCGGGUGGAGGAGACGACGGCGUUUCUUAGAAAGAGUGCUGGUGAGAAUGUGUAGACGAUGUGGUUGGUUCUGGGUUGUGAAUAUUUGAGGAAUUGGUUUGGCUCUUGCUAUGGCCGCCUCAUAGCAUCUUUCCUAGUGGACGAGGGACUUGCACUUAAGGUUAGAUUAGGACAUACCUUACCGUGGCUGUUGUCUACCUGC
Messenger RNA from Exophiala viscosa, 1327 nucleotides. Its product is annotated as Alpha/beta hydrolase fold-1. The record is from RefSeq and is a predicted model, not a curated record. The transcript has a single exon. NCBI's taxonomy places the organism in Eukaryota, Fungi, Ascomycota, Eurotiomycetes, Chaetothyriales, Herpotrichiellaceae. The coding region runs from base 425 to 1180 and encodes 251 amino acids.